Molecule: messenger RNA, 309 nt
Organism: Sphenostylis stenocarpa
Lineage: Eukaryota; Viridiplantae; Streptophyta; Magnoliopsida; Fabales; Fabaceae
Source: the annotation of a GenBank genome assembly
AUGGACAACCACAAGGAGGAGGAAGCCAUAGCCGAACUCUCUAGAGCAAUUGCAUUUAAAGCUGAUUUGCACCUCUUGCAUCUACGUGCAGCAUUUCAUGAACACAAAGAGGAUGUCUUAGGUGCUCUAAGAGACUGUCGUGCUGCCCUCUCAGUGGACCCAAACCACCAAGAAAUGGGUCAUGAAUGUAUAAAAACCAUGGCAAUUAUAAGUAGCUUGUCUCCAUUAGGUUGGGAACAUGCUCAGAAAGUGAGAAAGAGAAACAGAAACGGUGGUUUCAAGGGAGCAGAAAGAAAAGACCACCAAUAA